GCCAAAAUAAGUCCGCCGAAUGCGUGGCCUACACCCGGUCUGUGGGCGCGUUCGAGGCGCGUUGUCUUUAAGUGACACGUGACUGCCCCGGGCCUGGGCCCCGCCUCUUUCCCCUCCCCAGGUGCUCUGGUGUGGACUGGAAGCGCUGGCCCCGGCGGAUUCACUGGAGCACGGAAGCUGCGGCCGGUUGGGCCGGUGCCCUUUCCCGCUCUGGGAAGGAAGAGAGAUGGAAGUGAAAAAGUUGAGCGUUUCCUGGCAAUUCUUGCUAGUUCUGGUUCUGAUCCUGCAAAGUCUGUCUGCGUUGGAUUUUGACCCAUACAGAGUCCUAGGGGUCAGCCGCACAGCCAGUCAGGCUGACAUUAAAAAGGCUUAUAAGAAGCUCGCUCGGGAAUGGCAUCCUGACAAAAACAAAGACCCCGGAGCAGAGGACAAGUUCAUUCAGAUCAGCAAGGCUUACGAGAUCCUGUCCAAUGAGGAAAAGAGAACAAACUACGACCACUAUGGUGAUGCUGGUGAGAGCCAAGGCUACCAGAAGCAACAGCGGGAGUAUCGCUUCCGCCAUUUCCAUGAGAACUUUUAUUUCGACGAGUCGUUUUUUCACUUCCCUUUUAAUUCGGAGCGGCGAGACUCAAUCGAUGAAAAGCACUUGUUGCACUUUUCACACUAUGUGAAUGAAGUAGUUCCUGAUAGCUUCAGAAAGCCCUACCUCAUCAAGAUCACGUCAGAUUGGUGCUUUAGCUGUAUCCAUAUCGAGCCUGUCUGGAAAGAAGUGGUCCAGGAGCUGGAAGGACUGGGUGUAGGGAUCGGUGUUGUCCAUGCUGGGUACGAAAGACGCCUGGCCCAUCACCUGGGAGCACACAGCACCCCAUCCAUCCUAGGAAUCAUCAAUGGGAAAAUCUCCUUCUUCCACAAUGCGGUGGUUCAUGAGAACCUACGGCAGUUCGUAGAGAAUCUUCUUCCAGGGAACUUGGUGGAGAAGGUUACAAAUAAAAACUACCUGCGAUUCCUCUCUGGCUGGCAGCAGGAGAAUAAGCCUCACGCCCUCUUGUUUGGCCAGACGCCGGCGGUGCCACUGCUGUACAAGCUGACAGCCUUUGCAUACAAAGAUUACGUGUCCUUUGGGUAUGUGUACGUCGGCUUGAGAGGCGCAGAGGAGAUGACCAGGCAGUACAACGUCAACGUCUAUGCACCCACCAUGCUGAUCUUCAAAGAGCACAUAAACAAGCCUGCCGACGUGAUCCAGGCUCGAGGGCUAAAGAAGCAGGUCAUGGAGGACUUCAUCAGCCAGAACAAGUACCUGCUGGCGGCUCGGCUCACCAACCAGAGGCUGUUCCAGGAACUGUGUCCCGUGAAGCGGUCUCACCGACAGAGGAAGUACUGCGUGGUUUUACUGACAGCCGAGGCUAGCAAGCUAGGCAAACCCUUCGAAGCCUUCCUGUCCUUUGCACUGGCAAACUCGCAAGACACAGUGCGGUUCGUGCAUGUCUACAGCAGCCGGCAGCAGGAGUUUGCCAGCACCUUGCUACCGGACAUUGAGGCCUUUCAAGGGAAGUCAGGGGUGUCCAUCUUAGAAAGGAGAAACACUGCAGGGAGGGUGGUGUUUAAGACCCUAGAAGACCCCUGGACUGGCAGUGAGAGUGAUCAGUUCAUGCUUUUGGGUUACCUUGACCAGCUGCGGAAAGAUCCAGCAUUUCUGUCCUCAGAAGCUGUGCUCCCAGACCUGACCGAUGAACUUGCCCCUGUGUUUUUCCUCCGUUGGUUCUACUCUGCUUCUGACUCCCUCUCGGAAUUCUGGGAGAGCAUGCUGCACAGUAACUGGCGGGAGAUGAUGCCCCUGCUGUCCCUCAUCUUCUCAGCCCUCUUCAUCCUCUUUGGCACUGUCAUUGUCCAGGCUUUCAGUGACUCCAGUGAAGAGCGAGAAUCACACCCCCCAGAUAAAGAAGAAGUCCCUGAGAAGGCCGGGAAGACUGAGCCAAGCUUCACCAAGGAAAACAGCAGCAAGAUUCCUAAAAAAGGCUUCGUGGAGGUAACUGAACUCACAGAUGUGACCUACACCAGCAACUUGGUGCGCCUGAGGCCAGGCCACAUGAACGUGGUCCUCAUCCUGUCCAAUUCCACCAAGACAAGCCUGCUGCAGAAAUUUGCUCUGGAAGUCUACACAUUCACUGGGAGCAGCAGCCUCCACUUCUCCUUCCUGAGUCUGGACAAACACCGUGAGUGGCUGGAGUACUUGCUAGAGUUUGCUCAGGAUGCAGCCCCAAUCCCAAACCAGUAUGACAAGCACUUUAUGGAGCGAGACUACACUGGCUAUGUGCUGGCCCUCAAUGGCCACAAGAAGUAUUUCUGCCUUUUCAAGCCCCUAAAGACUGUGGACGAGGAGACCGUGGCCUCCUGCGACCUUGACUCCUCCCGAGGGAAGCCUCCCUGUGGUCUCGGGCCCAAGCCCCUCAAGGGUAAGCUGAGCAAGUUGUCCUUGUGGAUGGAGCGGCUGCUGGAAGGUUCCUUGCAGAGGUUUUACAUCCCAUCGUGGCCUGAGCUAGACUGAGACAUGGACUCUUCAGGUUUUUAAUGUGCCCCAGGAACAGGGAUUUUCAGAAGAGUCUAGAUUUUAGAUAUCUCUUCCAGAGCAAUGACUAGAAGACCUUUCCUUUGUCACCUAGGAGCAAAAUACAGCACAGGUUUGAUCCCUAGAUGAAAACCCUUCCCUUUGGGUUGUCUCAUCCCUGUACGAAUGCCGCACUAUUUAAAACAGACCACUGACCCCUUCUUCAUCCCCUCUUCUUUACCGUCCCUGUAACAUGCUCACACCACCCUGUCCUUAUGUUGGAGAAA
Messenger RNA from Acomys russatus (golden spiny mouse), 2832 nucleotides. RefSeq names its product DnaJ heat shock protein family (Hsp40) member C16 (gene Dnajc16). The record is from RefSeq and is a predicted model, not a curated record. NCBI's taxonomy places the organism in Eukaryota, Metazoa, Chordata, Mammalia, Rodentia, Muridae.